Molecule: messenger RNA, 1234 nt
Organism: Guyanagaster necrorhizus
Lineage: Eukaryota; Fungi; Basidiomycota; Agaricomycetes; Agaricales; Physalacriaceae
Product: glycoside hydrolase/deacetylase
Exons: 12
Coding region: 26-1201 (391 amino acids)
Biological process (GO): carbohydrate metabolic process
Cellular component (GO): membrane
Molecular function (GO): chitin deacetylase activity
Source: RefSeq, a predicted model, not a curated record
GUCCACAUCGAGGUUAUCCAGGGCCAUGGCACUCGGCUCCCUUUCCCUUUGUGCUUUUUUGCUGCUGACUUUCCUCACUCCGGGUUCCCUAGCCGCUGACCGUACUAGUGAGGCAGGGGAGGCUGCUAUCUCUGAUCCAUCACAAGAGUGUACGGCCUACUAUUACGCGCCGUCAGCAACAAAAAUCAGCUCCUUUCCUACAAUAUGGCAGCCUGCAUCCAUCGUUGCCAAUGACUCCGCUGCACAGGCCAAGUGGCAGUCCAUCAUGGGUAGUGUUCCGACCAACAUCACAGCCAAGGGAACCAGCACCGGCAACUUCACAAACGUCACGUAUUCCGCAUCCGACCCAGAUUGUUGGUGGAGCUAUCAUCAGUGUGUUACGCCAAAAUUGGCUGGACUACCUGAUGACAUCGCUACGGUCCCGGAACCCAACACUCUAGGGUUUGGUUUCGAUGACGGACCGAAUUGCUCUCAUAACGCGUUCUACGACUAUUUAACUAGUCAAAAUCAGAAAGCUACGAUGUUCUACAUUGGAAGUAAUGUGAUGGACUGGCCGUUAGAAGCGCAAAGAGCAAUUGCUGAUGGACACCAGAUUUGCGUUCAUACCUGGUCUCAUAGAUACAUGACAUCAUUCUCUAGUGAGGAUGCCUUUGCCGAACUCUACUACACCAUCAAACUCGUCACUGGAGUGACUCCGAAAUGCUGGAGGCCCCCUUUCGGUGAUGUCGACGAUAGGAUACGAGCAAUCGCGAAUGCCCUUGGCCUUCAAACUGUCAUAUGGAAGUAUGACUCGAACGACUGGAAGGCAGGAACAGGGAAUAUUACCGCCGCGACUGUAGAUGCGAAUUACCAAGCAUUGAUCAACAACGCCACUAGUGGGACCUUCAGCACGCAAGGAACUAUAAUGCUGACCCACGAGCUGAACAAUUACACCAUGUCAACGGCAAUGAAAUGGUAUCCACAGCUGAAAGCUGCUUUUCAGUACUUGGUACCCAUCGCCGCCGCAUUGAAUAUUACUCAGCCGUAUGUUGAGACCAACUACUCGUUUCCUACGUUCGAACAAUAUAUCUCAGGAAAUACGACUGUAAAUGUGACUGCUACCUCGGCUCCGGCAAGCAAGUCGAAUGGUGGUGUGGCUCUAUUCUCGUCUGGUAGUCUGGCGUUACUGGGUGUGUUGACCGUCCUAGGGAUGAUGCCGUAGUUUGCAUUUGACAUUAGUUAUACCGAUGACCUC